Carlito syrichta (Philippine tarsier) is the source of this 2607-nucleotide messenger RNA. RefSeq names its product ubiquitin interaction motif containing 1 (gene UIMC1). Gene Ontology annotation, molecular function: K63-linked polyubiquitin modification-dependent protein binding; histone binding. The coding region runs from base 8 to 2158 and encodes 716 amino acids. Gene Ontology annotation, cellular component: BRCA1-A complex. Gene Ontology annotation, biological process: positive regulation of DNA repair; double-strand break repair. NCBI's taxonomy places the organism in Eukaryota, Metazoa, Chordata, Mammalia, Primates, Tarsiidae. The record is from RefSeq and is a predicted model, not a curated record. The transcript is spliced from 14 exons.
CAGAAGGAUGCCACGGAGAAAGAAAAAAGUGAAAGAAGCCGUUGAAUCUCAGAACCUGGAGAAGAAGGAUGUGGAAACUCCCAGUUCUGUCAGUGCGAGGAAGAAGCGCAGACUUGAAGAUGCAUUCAUCGUGAUAUCUGAUAGCGAUGGAGAGGAGUCAAGGGAAGAGAAUGGAUUGCAGAAGACAAAGACAAAGCAGUCAAAUAGAGCAAAGUGUUUGACCAAAAGAAAAAUUGCACAGAUGACAGAAGAAGAACAGUUUGCUCUGGCUCUCAAAAUGAGUGAGCAGGAAGCUCGGGAGGUGAACAGCCAGGAGGAGGAAGAAGAGGAGCUCUUGAGGAAAGCCAUUGCUGAAAGUCUGAAUAGUUGCCAACCUUCUGAUGCUUCUGCUGCCAGACCUCAACCUCUGCCCACUGGACGGCCCUCACAGCCCCACCAAGAGAAAACCACAGACUCUGGGACCACGAAAGGCACAUGGCAGCUGGUUCCUCCAUCUCUGUUUAAAGGCUCACAUGUCAGUCAGGGAAACGAGGCUGAGCAGAGAGAGGCGCCUUGGGACCACACUGAGAACGCUGAAGAGGAGCCGGGCUCCGGCAGCUCAGCAAGCUGGGACCGGUCAAGCCAGCCAGUGCUUGAGAACGAGAACGUUAAGCGUUUGGGCAGAUGUACUGGCCACUUGGCUGAGCACACCCAGUGUGGGAAGCCGCAGGAAAGUACUGGGCGGGGCUGUGCUUCUCUCAGAGCUGACCAGGGUAGAGGGGACACGUCUAGUCACAGUCUGCCCACCCCAGCAGACGCCAAAGGUCUCCAGGACGUUGGGGGCACCGUGCACUACUUCUGGGGUGUUCCAUUCUGCCCUGCUGGAGUAGACCCGAACCAGUAUACUCAGGUCAUUCUCUGCCAGUUGGAGGUUUAUCAGAAGAGCCUAAAAAUGGCUCAGAGACGGCUCUUAAAAAAAAAAGUGUUUGGGGAACCAGUGUUACCUAGACCUCCUUCUCUGAUCCAGAAUGAAUGUGACCAAGAAGAGCAGGCUAGUGAAAAAAAUGAAGGCAUCUCAGAAGCUAUGGGAGCUGAAGACAAAGAGGAGAGGCAGGAGUCUAGGGCAUCUGUCUGGCACUCGAAAGCCAAGGACUUCCACGAAAGCCCAGUGGAAGGCUUGAAAGAGGACCUUUUGUUGGAGGAAGAACCAACAACCAGUUGUGGUCAGUCUUUCCGUGGGCUAUUUGUUGAAGAAUCUCCUGAAGAGGGGAGCUCUGGGCCUGCCUCCCAAAGCAUCGCUGCUUUGACCAGUAAGAGCAGCUCGGUCCUUAUGCCAGAGAGUUCUGCAGAAGAAAUCAUUGUUUGUCCUGAGACACAGCCAAGCACCUCUGAAACCCUUGACCUUAAAAGUGAAGUCUCUCCAGGAAGCAGAGAGACCAUGAAAGAAAAAAGAAGAAUAAUGGCAGAUAAGAAGGUUGGUGACAAGGAGGAUGCCGAGAAGGAAAUACCUAUUUCUGCCUUCUCAUCCAGUACCGAGGUAUCCUGCCCACUCUGUGACCAGGGCUUCCCACCCACAAAGAUUGAGCUACAUGCCAUGUACUGUGAUGGUCUGAUGGGGCAAGAUACAGUAUUGACUCGGAGACAAAAAGAGGCCAGGAGCAAGAGCAACAGUGGGACAGCUGCCCAGACUUCCCCAGACCUUGACAGGAAUGAGAAGUGUUAUCUCUGCAAAUCCCUGGUCCCAUUCAGAGAGUACCAGCGUCAUGUGGAUUCCUGUCUCCAGCUUGCAAAGGACGACAGAGGAGAUGGGCCAUGUCCCAACGUGGGCCGCAAGCGGCCACAGAGGCUGCGGCACCCAAAGGAAAAAGGCCACAGUGAAGGCCGACUCCUCAGUCUCUUGGAACAGUCUGAGCACAAAUCUAAAGAUGCAGAGACAGAGACCAAGACGUCAGAAACAGGAGCCUGCAGGGCGCCCUCACCAGGGCUGGAAGAGGCGGGCUGCAGCAGCGAGAAGCGGAGUUCCCACAUACAUCCCGACUUAAGUGAAUCUCCCAUCAAGCCUUUUGUUUCCAUUUCAGAAGCCACAGACUGCUUAGUGGACUUUGAAAAGCAAGUUACUGUCCGGCAGGGUAGCCGGACCCGGACCAAAGCUGGCAGAGGAAGGAGGAGAAAAUUCUGAAGGUCUAGGGUCCAAAGGUUGACAGAACCAUUGGCACCAGGGUAGGGCCUGUUUAUUAAGCCCUUCCUAGUGACCUCCAGUUCCUUGUUGAGCAAGUUUCAGCCCCGCAGUUUUCACCACCAGCACCACUCAGCAUCCCAGUUUUUAUGUUUUUUAUGACCUAUACAGACAACUGUUUAUAGUAUUCUGUUUUAUAACAGUCUGUUUGAAUUAACUUGUCGUUAAAAGAAAAUUUAAAUAUAUUUAUGUUUGUAUGAAAUCUUGUUUCAAUAGAUGGAGAGAUCUUAAUUUUUUCCGCCAUGUUGUUGGGUUUGGGGGUGGAGAUAUUUUCGAUGUAGAGGUAGUUUGUCAGACUCGUAAAUUAUUUAUUUCUGAAUGAAUUCUGUUAGUGGUCUUUGACAUACCACGGGUAUAUUUACUUAAUGUGUAGUACACAAUUCUGAACACUG